Molecule: messenger RNA, 3729 nt
Organism: Toxotes jaculatrix (banded archerfish)
Lineage: Eukaryota; Metazoa; Chordata; Actinopteri; Toxotidae
Gene: ncam3
Product: neural cell adhesion molecule 3
Exons: 16
Coding region: 234-2345 (703 amino acids)
Biological process (GO): homophilic cell-cell adhesion; dendrite self-avoidance; axon guidance
Cellular component (GO): axon; plasma membrane
Molecular function (GO): cell-cell adhesion mediator activity
Source: RefSeq, a predicted model, not a curated record
UAUCAUAGUUGUCGUAGGUGGUUUGGCAGCAACAGGAGUCUGCAUGUCAGUGUAAUGCUGAGUUGAAGAAACUGGAAGUUUCUUUGCUGUGUAGUAGAUUUUUAGUUAGUUUUGUAAAUUUUAUUAGACCAGGAUUUAAGCAUUUGGUCCAGUUUUGUGCUGACAUUCAAGCUCAACAGGCAAAUUACAGAGUUGUAAGUCUUGUGGGAUUGGUAACCUGCAGCCAGGUGAACAUGACGAACCAAUUAGGUCCCCUGAAACUGGCCUCGCUGCUGCUGCUGCUGGUGUAUGGCACAGAUGCAAAGAUGGACAUCAUUGUCAAGCAACAAGAUGUGCUGGUGGGAGCAGAGAUCCUUCUGCUGUGUAAAGCUGGAAGAGAGGGAACUAUAAAGUGGCAGAAGGACGGAGAAGACAUUGACGAUGAUGAAAUUGUGUCCACUGUGGAUGAGACCUCCUCUAGAUUGCACAUUUUGAAGGCUACGAUAGAGGAUGCCGGCAAGUACACCUGCCAUUGUGACUACGACAGCGGGCACCAAGAUGAUGCUUACGCACAGAUGUAUGUUUAUGAGGGUCCAUCAUUUGGAAGCACCAAAACCUACCAUGAGUUUUUGGUCGGCACAAACGGGGUGGUGCCAUGCGUGGUGACUGGCAAGCCAGCGGUGGAUGUUCAGUGGUUUAGAGACAAGAAAGAAAUCCCUUCUAAUGAGGGAGAACGUGUGCGGAAGAUGACCGAUAACACACUCCGUAUUGAAAAUGUGAAGAGAGAGGAUGCUGGGACAUACGUGUGUCAGGCCAAGAUCAGUGGAAGGCCCGUCUCUCAGGAGCUCUUGAUCUCUGUUUUCGUCAAUGUUCCUCCUACAGUGCAUCUGAGGGAAGAGGUGAAAAAAGUGAUGGCCGGAUCAGAAACAAACGUUUCCUUGCUUUGUUUGGUGGACGGUAUACCAAAACCCAAUAUCUCCUGGACCAUGCCGGUGACAUUCGAUUCCUCACGUCAUCAUUUCAACUCAGACAGCAGCCAGCUGACUAUACAGUCUGUUACCAGAGCCGACUAUGGGGAGUACGUCUGCACUGCUGCAAACAGGCUGGCUGAGGACAGUGCUACCAUCAUGCUUCAUGUCUUUGAGGCCCCAGAGGUGUUUCUGUCAGCAGAGCAGAAGAUCGUAUCAGUGGGUGAGCGUGUAUCUGUGUCCUGUAACGUCUCUGGCCAUCCUCAGCCUGAGCUACACUGGCUCAAAAAGAACCAUGGAUACUCACAGGACUUUACUUCUGGUCGCAUCCAAGUGGCAGAUGGUGUGUUGGUGAUUAAUGAAAUACUGCCCUCUGAUGGUGGACUCUAUUCCUGCAUGGCUGUCAGUGACACUGGAAAUGCAUCCAGAGAUGUCGCCAUACUCACCCAGCCUGGUCCACCUCACUACCUGUCAGUCUCACCUGGACCAACGUCAGUCCUCUUCUCCCUCAAAAUCCCACCCAUCAGUGGAGGAUCGCCAAUUACAGGCUAUGUCCUGCAGUGGAGGCAAAGUGAAGCCGAACAGUGGAAGGAGAUCACAGUACCAACUUCAGAUCCCCUAGCUAUCACUGCCCUCAAUCCGUACACGUUGUACAGGGUGCGAUUGGCUGCCCUGAAUGCAGUAGGACGGGGACAGUUCUCUGACUCGACCAGCGUUCGUACCCAGGGAAUACGAGGUGAACCCGACAGUCCACAUUUGUCACUGGAUGAGGUAAAUGUGGAGAGCAACUCCUUCUCUGUCCCUCUUAAACAGAUUGAUGAUGGUGGAACGCCUCUGCUGCACUUCAACAUCCGAUACAGAAAAAACACAGAAGGGGCUGAGUGGAAAGAGAUAGAGCUGUCGCCUGAUGCUGACUCUGUCUCCCUUCAAGACCUGUCUUUCGGGUCACAUUAUCAACUGGAAGUCACAGCAAUCAAUGCUAAUGGUUCCUCUACCCCUGCUACGUUCAACUUCACCACUGCGGAACAGCCUAUGAGCAAUCGCAUGACCAAAGGCAGCGUGAUUGGCAUCGUCAUGGUGAUCUUCCUGGUGGUGUUCCUGGUGGUAGACGCCACCUGCUGCUACAGAAAUCGCUGCGGCCUCCUCAUGUCCAUUGGUGUGAAACUCUUUGGGCAGAAAGUUCCGGGCAUCAAAAUGCUUGAAGAAGGAGCUGGAACCACUAAUGGAGACGUGAAGCUGAAGGGUAUAUCUACUCCUAGAGGCAGUAUGCAACAGGCGGGGGUGCAGACACUCAGCAAGGAGGGGACGCAGCUCACAGACGUCACCUGCGACAAAGCCCCCCUCACCAAACAUGAGAAAAUACAACCAGACAGACACCUGCCCAUUGCCGACGCAUGAGGCCAAAAACUGGUGAAAGAAGACACAUGAGGGUAAAACGUGAAAAUGUGCCGUGCAGACGACAACGGAAGCAAUCAUGCAAUCACAGUCAUAAACACUGACUCUGAACACUCACUGAUCUCUACACCGGCUACAACUGCCAUGGGAAAGGUCAAACUUCCUGACACACUGCAGGAAUCUGAUUGAUUUUUUUCUGACUGAAGCGUGUUAAAACUGGUCUUUUUCAAACCUCUGUGCUAUUGGAGUAAGACAACAGUAGGUCUGUGUUGAGCCUCUCCUGACAGCACUGUCCUCUCCUCAGGCUGAAAUCCUCCCAGCUUCCAGCGAACAGAGACCACAGGCAGGAGAUGGUGUCAUUUUGAAGUGUGUUUGUAUUCUGCUCUGAUUUAGAUUAGUUCAAGCUAAACUUAAAAGACUUAAUCUCCUUUACAGGGUAACCUUGAUGUCUGUGUUUUACAGGGUAAAAUUGUUGCUACUAUUUAAUUUUAAAAUAGCUAAAUAUUCUAGACAAAGCAAAUGUUUACCUGCUGCAUUUGAAUGUUGUGCACAGACACAAGGUCUUUUUUAUUUUGUAUUUACUUUUUACUUAAAACCAUAGCAUGGCUUGUGUAAAACAGUGCUUUUUUUAACAUCCAAAAAUUUGUUUGUCUUUAUUGUUAAUAACUUUUUAUAAACAUUGCAUUUGGCUGCUCUUCUGAUGGUUAUGUAAGACUAAACAUCUUAUUUUUUAUAGAUUAAAUAACACUGUAUCCUGAUAUUGACCUGUAUAAUGGCCCAUUUAUAGGGCACUUCAGCUUGAACUAAACCUAAUUAACCUUAAUGUAGUUAUUAUGGGCUGAUAUUUAUUAUUUUUAAGCCAUGCAUGAGAGCUUUGGAUUUAAAGCUAUAAUUGUAGCCAGCUUUUCUGAGCUCUUUUUUGCAAAAGAUUUUUUUUCAUGGUUGGCAACUAACACUGCCCACUUAGGGGAUCUGUAAUUCAAAGCAAGCUUUAUUAUGAGAACCUUUUUUUUUUUUUUUUUUUUUAAGUACCUGUAAUAAUACACUGAACAAAAAUACACCAAAAGAGUGAGCUAAUUUUGUAAAUUAUUUUAUAUUUAUAGUCAUAUUAUUAAUUACAGUAAUUAAAUAAGUGAAAAUACUCCAAGUCAAAUAUUUAACUCUGUUGUAGCUUUUUUUGUUUCAAUGAUACUUUGACAUAAAAGUAUACAUGAAUAUUACCUGACAAUAUCAUGAAGUGCUGAUAUUCUUGUAAUAUUGUAUUGAACACUGUACAUGGUUGUACAUACAUUUGUUGUUACAUCUUUGUGUUUGAUAAAACGUGGACUAUAAAACAGCUUUAUGUCUUUUGUGCUUACCAAAUAAAUGUUUUUUUAUUUCCAUAGGA